Megalobrama amblycephala (Wuchang bream) is the source of this 1296-nucleotide messenger RNA. It is a transcript of the gene ska2, whose product is annotated as spindle and kinetochore associated complex subunit 2. NCBI's taxonomy places the organism in Eukaryota, Metazoa, Chordata, Actinopteri, Cypriniformes, Xenocyprididae. Gene Ontology annotation, molecular function: microtubule binding. Gene Ontology annotation, cellular component: outer kinetochore; spindle microtubule. Bases 114 to 794 code for a protein of 226 amino acids. The transcript has 7 exons. Gene Ontology annotation, biological process: chromosome segregation; cell division; mitotic cell cycle. The record is from RefSeq and is a predicted model, not a curated record.
AACUGACCAAUCAAAUUCCAGGCGCUCUGACAGCUGACCAAUCAGAGAAGGUUUUGCGUUCUGCUGCGAGCUUUAUAUUUCCGGGGCUGCUUUAGGAAUGUAAACUAUUCAACAUGGAGACAGUUGAUAAGCUAGAGGCGAUGUUCCAGAAAGCAGAAGCUGAUAUAGAAUAUGUGGAAAAGCGGCUGAAAUUUGACUUCAUGGCAAAUGCGCGUGAAGCGGGCUCGUUUGAGGGAAACCCUGUUCAGUUGCUGGAGAACCUGACGGCGAUCAAAGCGCGCCAUGCGGCCCUGUGCGCUCAGGUGGAGGAGAUCGCAGCGGAACAGAAACGAUCCAUGGACUCCAUACGAGCUCACUUGGAUACGACAGUACAGCUGGUUGAACAGCUGCAGAACACGGCAGAUGUGCAGGUUCCGCCACUGACAGAAGAAGAACAAGAAGCAAGAGAUGCUCUCUGCUCAGCCGUUGCCACUUUAAAUGUAGAGGCCGUGCCGACAUCAGAACCUCAAACUCAAGCACAGUCUGAAUCAAAGAACACGCAUGAAGAGGUGUCUGAGGGGACAUUUGAGACUGUCCCGCGGAGUGUACGUGGUAACUUGAAGCUGAAUGACCUCAACAUGCUCUAUAAGCAGUUAUCCGAGUACUUCUCAGAUAAGAACAGGGGGCCAAUAAGCACUCAGAGGAUGAAGAAGUUGAACAUGAAAGUCAGUGAUUCUGCAAUGAAGACCUUACAGCACCUUAAACUCGUUGAGCUGGAUAAGAAAGGACUUGUGUCAUUGCUGGCAAGAAACUGAGAAACAAAAUAGAUGCAACCCCAUCAAAAUGUGUAAAGCCUCCAAUAACUUCCACAUGUGUUAUAGUAAAACCCCUCUACGUACACUUGGAUUGGUUUAACAGUUUAGAACAGUAAUGAUGGAGUACAUUUCAGAAACAUUUGUCCAUAAAGUUCAGUAUAUCCAUUAAUUGGGAUUGCAUACAAAAGAAACUAACUUUUAUCAGUCUUUUUAAGGAAUAAACUUAAUUCUGGCUGUUAUUUUUUUUUUUUGUCCCAUUCCUUCUGCAUAAUGUUAUGCUGCUGUAUUAAAUUAUAUCAUGACCUGUUGAGGAAUCAAUAGAUUUGUACAAGAAAGAAACUGUACAGCAUAAGAGUUUAUAUUUUUUGUAAAGUUAAACAGGUGUUUAUGUGACUUCAGAUAGACAAGAUCUCAGUAAAGCAAAGGAGACUGUAUUUGAAUGUAAGAUUCAGUAUAUUCUUCUUUUUUUUUUUUUUGUAUGCAAUAAAAUGUCUUUUUUAUA